ACUUAGCUCUUAUCUGCUCUUUUGUCCUCCCCAUGCUCAGGUGUUCGCCUCCCGACCCACCGCCCACCACGGCCCUCACCUGUGUGUUGCGGUGCUUCCCCUGUGAGCCGACCUGGGCUGGCAGUCCCUUCUUGCACCGCCCGCCAACUCCGCCCAUGGUCAGGAUGACGCGCUCCAAGACUUUCCAGGCGUACCUGCCGAGCUGCCACCGAACCUACAGCUGCAUCCACUGCCGAGCUCACCUGGCCAACCACGACGAGCUCAUCUCCAAGUCGUUCCAGGGCAGCCAGGGCAGAGCCUAUCUGUUCAACUCUGUGGUGAACGUUGGGUGUGGCCCUGCAGAGGAGAGAGUUCUGCUGACAGGCCUGCAUGCUGUGGCAGACAUCUACUGUGAGAACUGCAAGACGACCCUGGGCUGGAAAUACGAACAUGCUUUUGAGAGCAGUCAGAAGUAUAAAGAGGGCAAGUUCAUCAUCGAGCUGGCCCACAUGAUCAAGGACAACGGCUGGGACUGAGGGGCGAGCAGCCGGGAGACAACCACAGCGGAGGAGGGAAAAGGGAG
Molecule: messenger RNA, 562 nt
Organism: Amphiprion ocellaris (clown anemonefish)
Lineage: Eukaryota; Metazoa; Chordata; Actinopteri; Pomacentridae
Gene: ypel2b
Product: yippee-like 2b
Exons: 4
Coding region: 33-515 (160 amino acids)
Source: RefSeq, a predicted model, not a curated record